Diaporthe amygdali is the source of this 1251-nucleotide messenger RNA. RefSeq lists its product as uncharacterized. The transcript has a single exon. Lineage: Eukaryota; Fungi; Ascomycota; Sordariomycetes; Diaporthales; Diaporthaceae. The record is from RefSeq and is a predicted model, not a curated record. Bases 1 to 1251 code for a protein of 416 amino acids.
AUGCCGACCUAUCUGUGUCACGGCUUCCGCUGGAAACGCCGUAGCAUACGCGUCUACGUCGUUGUCCAGAACCUCGACGACGCCGCGCCGGAAUGGGUCGUCAAACGAGGCUCCCCACGGAGCCUUAUCGAGUCCUUUUACAACCUUUUUGAUUUUCUUCCCGAAUGCACCUUUCCGCCAACACGUCGCAGCAGCUUCGCCCCUCGCUCAUACUCGCUGUCCCACUCCCUGGACCGCAGCAGUAUCGCCGACGAUGACGACGACGCCGCCAGCCACUACACGGCUCGCUCGGCCAGGGGCAGGAGCACGAGCCGGAGCCGCACCGUCGUGGCCCAGCAGUCGCAAUCCCAAGAGGCGCCUGCUGCGCCAGCCUCGUGCAGGGAAAGCAGCAACAGCAGCAGGAAAAGGAGCAAAUCCGAGAUCAGCCGCAAGCCCCUACCGCCGACUACCCACGCUCCAAACGUCUACCAGGCACAACAGGCACACCAGGCACCACCGUCUCCGCCGUCAUCCCAGCCUCAGUUUCCGUCCCACAUGAGCGAGGGUAGCACGGCCGACCCGGUUCUGGCGCAGGACUGGUCGCCAGUCAAGGUCCUGGAGGAGCAUGACCCGAACAACCUCGACGAGGUCUCGCGGCCCUAUGCCUAUGUCGCCGACUACGUCCAGCGCAUCGAUGCGUCCUGCAGCAUCGUCGAGGAGAUUGCAAAGUAUGAGCACAUGGUGCGCGCAAGCAAGGAGCCCGCCGUCACCGGCCCCAGCUCGGACGAGACCCUGAACGGGAAACGGGACACGGCGACGCUGGGCGGUCUCGCCGGCUGGUUCGAGCAGCUGAGGGACCAGCUGCAGAGGGGUGAGGAGAUCAGGUGGUAUGUGGUCGUCAACGGCGAUGAGGAAAGGGAGUGGCCGGUGGACGGAAGUUUGUCGAGGCCCGACACGAGGGCACAGAUGGCCCACCAUGCGCAGUAUACACACCAACAACUAAUCUUCGAGGGCCGGGACCGGGAUCUCGAGGUGCGCAGGGAGCAGCUCAGGAGAGAACUUGGGUACGAUCAAGGCGGAAUCGAUAGGUUGGCGGACAGGAGGAUGGAGAGGAGACCGCCGGUAGUCCCUGAAAAGGAUCUGCCACCUUUACGGAUCGAUAUGCCAAUGCAUCCUGCCGGGCCUUCGCGCCCAAAGACGCCAAAGACACCUGGGAAGGGAGGGUUUCGCAAGCUAUUCGGGAGGUCAAAGUCUGGGGAUCAGACACCGUGA